Corythoichthys intestinalis (scribbled pipefish) is the source of this 3060-nucleotide messenger RNA. It is a transcript of the gene eps8l2, whose product is annotated as EPS8 signaling adaptor L2. Gene Ontology annotation, molecular function: actin binding. The record is from RefSeq and is a predicted model, not a curated record. Gene Ontology annotation, cellular component: plasma membrane; vesicle; ruffle membrane. The coding region runs from base 216 to 2279 and encodes 687 amino acids. NCBI's taxonomy places the organism in Eukaryota, Metazoa, Chordata, Actinopteri, Syngnathiformes, Syngnathidae. The transcript is spliced from 21 exons. Gene Ontology annotation, biological process: Rho protein signal transduction; positive regulation of ruffle assembly; regulation of Rho protein signal transduction.
GGAACCAACAACAACUCUGUGUGUGUAAUGUUAAAGCAGCCACAGGACCAUUUGCACACUUGGGAUUAAAAAGCUCUACCUCGAUUAACGCCGGUGCACUAUUCCUGCUGAUUUUUUGUGUCUGCUGAUCGGCAGCAGGUUGAUGCUCUCGUCCCCCCCAUGUUGGUCACCUUGAGCAUCCUGAGCAGAAAACUCCAGAGUUGAUGUCUUGAGCCAUGAAUGUCUUGGGAACUCCAACCAGGCCAGCGAAUGGAGUGGCUAGAUCAGAAAGCAGGAUGAGUGCAAAGGCCCUCUUUGAGCAAAGGAAAAAAUAUUCUAACUCCAAUUACAUCAUGCAUGAAACGUCACAGUAUCAUGUUGAGCAUCUGUCCACCUUCAUCAUGGACAAGACCGAGUCCAUCGCCACUGUGGACGAUGCCAUCAAAAAACUUGUCCUUUUGGAUUCAAAAGACAAGAUUUGGACUCAGGAAAUGCUUUUGCAAGUCACUGAUAAGGCAGUUCGGCUGUUGGACUGUGACACCCAGGAGGAGCUGGAGAACUUCCCCCUACCCACUAUCCAUCUGUCUCAGGCUGUGCUAAACCAAACUCGCUACCCGUCGGUCCUGCUGCUCGUGUGUCAAGACAAGGAUCAGCACCGGCCGGACAUCCAUUUUUUCCACUGUGACGAGGUGGAGGCUGAACUGGUUCAUGCCGAUAUAGACAGUGCACUUGGAGACAACAAAUAUGGAAAGAAAUCAAGGCCUCAGACACUCAAAAUCAACCAGGAGAAAAUGAAGCGCCAAAGAGAGACCAUCAUACCCCACUCGCCGACCAAGCCCGCCCCUGUUGCAAAGGGACGUGUUGCUGCCCCCAUUCCACAAGAGAGGCGAGUCUCUGGACACAAUGACUCAGAGUCGCAUGAAAAGUUGGCCCAGCGCAUUGAGAAGGAUGUACAAAUACUCAACUGUGCUCUGGACGAUAUUGAAAUUUUUGUGGCGAGGGUGCAAAAAGCAGCCGAGGCCUUUUCCCAACUCAGCCAACGCAACAAGAGUAAGAAGAAUAAGAAGAAAGGACCAGCAGAGGGCAUGCUGACCUUGCGAGCAAAGCCCCCCUCAGAAGAAGAGUUCAUCGAUAGCCUCCAGAAACUGAAGCUGGCUUUCAACCUCUUGGCCAAACUGAAGAAGCACAUCCAGAAUCCAAGUGCCUCUGAAUUGGUUCAUUUCCUCUUCGGCCCUUUGGAGCUGGUCCUGCAAAGUUUGCACAGUCCUGAGCUGGUACGGUCCAUCAUCUCCCCCCACCUUUCCAAAGACGCUGUAGACUUCCUGCGGGGUCACCUCACCCCCAAAGAAACUAUCACCUUUGAGCUUCUAGGAGAGGGAUGGACUAAACCCAGAGCUGAAUGGCCAAGGGAUCAGUGUGCUCCUCCUUACUAUCCCAAGUUCCGGAACGGCUGGGAGCCUCCUGCAGAGCUCUUUAGAACAGCUCCGUGGGAAACAGAGGGUCCUGGUGGGACUCCAGUGUCCCCCAUUUCGCUGGGAUCUCCCAUUAGUCCAGAUUACAGGAAACACUCAGCUGAUGAUUUCUAUGGAACUCAUUCUUCUAAUUCGUCCAAUGGGUCCUACAACGGGAUGCUGCCCCCUCGCAAAUUUGCCAAAAUCCGUUACCACUUUGUAGCGCGGAAUGCCAAUGAGCUGUCAGUGCUGAUGGAUGAAAUUCUUGAGGUGAUUGAGGACGGCAAGCAGUGGUGGAAACUAAGAAAUCAUAGCGGCCAAGCAGGUUACGUUCCGUCUAACAUCCUGGAUGUUGUCAGCAUUUCAGAGCAUGAUGCUAUAUACGGCCAGCAAGGCUAUGGUGCAAUAUCCCCACGUUCACUCAGCCCAGGAGAUAACUUCAGCAAGGGUCGGCACAAAGACAAGAUGAUGGAUGAAGUCAACAGCGAGCUACUGAUGAAGAUCACUGCAAACAAAAGCCAGGCACCUGCCAGAAAGUUCCGCGUUGAGCGACCGGUCGCAAGUAAAGUAACACUGACCGAACAAUCCAGCCCAGAGCAGGUCAAGUCUUGGCUCACUGACAAGGGUUUCUCCAACGCGACGGUGGAAUGUUUGGGCAUCCUGACUGGUGCGCAGUUGUUUUCCCUCAAUAAACAAGAGCUGAAGGCCGUGUGUGGAAACGAAGGCGCCCGCGUCUCAUCUCAGAUCACCGUGCAGAAAACACAAAUAGAGAAAGCGUGUGGAGACAAUGAGCUUCAAGAGGUCAUGAAGCGCAGACAGGAGCGAAUCGACUCAGGCAGCACAGACUGAAGAAUCGCCCCAAAGUCCCUCCCGACUCUUCCAGAUCAGUGGUGUAGUUUAGUACACUUUGUACACAUUUGAAUUGUAUAUUUAUUUUCUCCCAUUCUGUAUCUAUGCAAACUAAUUUGUCUGUAAUGUCUCUUCAGUGUGGAUCAAAUAUUGUGUUUAGAGAGGAUGUACAGUUUAGUGCGUGUGUUGUGCGCGCAUGCGUUAUUCAUGUAACAGCAAUACUGUACAUGCUUGUCGUGGUACAUGCUGAUGCUUAAUGGCAAUAUCAGUAUGGCAGUUUAGUCAAUGACUCAGUGAAAAAGAUUUUGAAUAAUUUGUGCCAGAAUGUUUUCACAAUUUUUUUUUCAUGUAUAGCCAAUGAUUUUAAUAUUGCCAGUUUACAGUGGGAAGCAGGUGAUACAAAUAGCAUCACCUUAUAUGGGAAUAAAGUUAUGUAUUCUACAUUUGACCGUAAUUCUGCGGGGAAUCUGGAAAGCAGUGAAAUAAUUCUGACAAUUAUAAUUUGUGUAUUUCAACUGUUCUGUUUAACUGUAAGUAAAAAGAUUGACACAUAACCAAAUUGCCUUUAAAUAUGCGAAGCAAGUGCAAAACAUGUUGAUUAAAUGUUUGAUGUUGAACAAUCUUGUGGUAAUUAUUGAAAAAAUGUUUUAAUGAGGAUAGCAGACGGCCACCAAUCCACCUUUCUGUGGCGUUUGAUUGUUUUGGUAUUUUUUGUAUUUUAAAAAUUCAGAUCAUUCUACUUCCUAGAAAGGUUUAAUUUUCAUGAAAAAAAAAAUGCAUA